AUCGAGUAAAUCGAACGCAAACUUUUACGUCAUACUUCAGAUGGUAUAUAAUGAUAAUAUCAGUAUAAAUAUUUGUUAAUUUAUUGAUCGUUGUCUACAAUUGGAGUUUCAGUGAAAUAAUUAUACAAGGGAUCAUUCAUUAUGGAAAAUAUUAAGAAAGAAGAUAAACAAUAUGGUUUAAUCAUACCUAAAAAACAACUCUCUGCACCAAAAGCAAUAAAUGUAUUUGGGGAUGAGGAUACUUCUGAUGAAGAUGAUGGCACUGAUUGGGUUAGGAAAGCUCUUAAAGCAGAAAGUGAAAAAAACAAAAUGAAAAAGCAAACUAAGCUUAACAUGCAAAAAGCAUUAAAAGAAGAUCCAACUAUCUAUCAAUAUGAUGAGGUAUAUGAUAAUAUAGGAGCAAAAAAUCAAGUUAAGACAAUAAAAGUUCAAGAAAAGAAACCAAGAUAUAUACAAAAUUUCUUAAAAGCUGCAGAACGAAGAAAAAAAGAACAAGAACAUAGGAUAGAAAGAAUGGUACAGAAAGAAAGAGAGGCUGAAGGAACAAUGUAUGCAGAUAAAGAAAGUUUUGUAACAUCUGCAUAUAGAGCAAAAUUAGAAGAAUUCAAAAAAAUGGAGGAGGAAGAAGCUAAAAUGAGUAGAUUGGAAAGUAUUGGUGAUGUGACAAAACAACAAGAUAUGUCUGGAUUUUAUAGACAUUUAUAUAAACAAACUGUUGAAAAUAUAGAAGAAGUUGAAAAAAUUCCAAAAAAUGCAGAAAAUAGUAAUGUCACAUUAGAAGCAGAAAAUGUAAUUAAUAAUGAAUUUUCUACAGUAGCAAAUGAAAAACAUGAAAAAAAAUGUAAUGUAAAAAAAAGUAAAAAAAGUAGGCAAUAUAGACAAAGGGUUAUUGAAACGUAUGAAAGUGAUAAUGAAUUACAAAAAGAAACUGAAUCUUGUAACACAAAUAAAAGUAUAAUUAAUAUAAAAGACAAAAGUAUCAGUAGCUCCGAUAUUAAAGAGCCAGAUAAAAAGAAACAAAAAUGUGAAAUACGAGAUAUUCAAACUAAUACUCUGUCUAAUUUAAUACUUUCAGAUGAAAAUAAAGACGAUAUAAAAGAUUCUGAAAAAAUAUCACAGGAUAUUGAUGAUAAAAAAUUCAAAAAUAAAGAAAAUAAAGAGAACCAAGUUGAAAGCGCCCAAAAGAAAGAAAGAUCUUCAAUUUGGUUAAAGAGAACAGUUGGUCCUAUAUUUGAAGCAGCUUUACAACGAUAUUAUGCUAGAAAAGCAAUACGGAAUACUGGAACACAAUAAGACAUUAUUGUUAUUUUGAUAUCUUUAUAAGUUCAUAUAUAUUUUAAAAAAUUUAUUGAUAAAUUUAUAUUCAAUAAAUUAAUGCUACAUAGAACAUAAAUAAGUUCAAAAUAAAUCAUUUCUACUUAGAA
Messenger RNA from Vespa mandarinia (Asian giant hornet), 1424 nucleotides. Its product is annotated as nuclear speckle splicing regulatory protein 1. Lineage: Eukaryota; Metazoa; Arthropoda; Insecta; Hymenoptera; Vespidae. The record is from RefSeq and is a predicted model, not a curated record. Gene Ontology annotation, biological process: regulation of alternative mRNA splicing, via spliceosome.